Hyaloperonospora brassicae is the source of this 675-nucleotide messenger RNA. Lineage: Eukaryota; Oomycota; Peronosporomycetes; Peronosporales; Peronosporaceae. The record is from the annotation of a GenBank genome assembly.
AUGCUGCGCAGCGCUCGUCUCGCGUCGUCUUUGCCCGUGCGCGCCACGUUUGGCACGCGCGCUAUCUCAACGGCAAAGCUGCCGUCGCUGCCGUACGACUUUGGCGCACUGGAGCCGUCGAUCGCCGGCCAAAUCAUGGAGAUCCACCACCAGAAGCACCACCAGACGUACGUGACCAAUUUUAAUGCAGCGCUCGAGCAACACGCCGAAGCCGAAGCCCGCGGCGACUACUCGAAGAUGCUGACGCUGCAGCCAGCGCUGAAGUUCAACGGAGGCGGUCACGUGAACCACUCGAUUUUCUGGACGAACCUGUCGCCUGCGCGUGAACACGGGGGCGGCGAGCCCGAAGGAGAGCUGCGCAAGGCCAUUGACCUCGAGUUUGGCAGCUUGGAGGCGUUCAAGAAGGUCAUGGCGGCCAAGUCGGCUGCCGUGCAAGGAUCGGGCUGGGGCUGGCUGGGCUUCUCGCCCGAGUCGAAGCGCGUGGGCGUCGUGACGACGUCGAAUCAGGACAUUUGUGCGACCACGGGCUACGUGCCGCUGCUGGGCAUUGACGUGUGGGAGCACGCGUACUAUUUGCAGUACAAGAAUGUGCGUCCCGACUAUCUCAAGGCCAUUUGGGACGUGGUCAACUGGAAGAACGUGGAGGAGCGGUACCUUGCGGCCAAGUCGACGUAG